AUGGAGAAUGUGGUUUGUGAAUGUUACGGAGGUGUUGAAGAAGGGGAGAAGAAGAAGAAACAGAACAGUUCGACGACUGCUCCGGUCACCGUUGUUCUUAAGGUUGAUAUGCAUUGUGAUGGUUGUAUUGCUCGGAUCGUUCGAUUAGCUCGUCGUUUGGAAGGAGUUGAAACAGUGAGAACAGAACCUGUUUUGAACAAGCUGACUCUGAUUGGGUUUAUGGAUCCAGUGAAGACUGCUGAGAAGUUGCAGAGGAAGAGCAAGAAGAAGGUGGAGCUGAUAUCUCCUAAACCAAACAAAGAAACCAAAGAGAAGAAUGAGAAAAAGGCUAAUGAUAAGACUCCGACUGUGAUUACUGUGACCACAGUGGUACUGAAGCUGAAUUGCUCAUGUGAUGGCUGCAUCAAGAGGAUUUACAAGUCCAUCUGUAUGACCAAAGGAGUGUAUCAAGUCAAAACAGACAGGGAGAAGGAAACGGUAACAGUCACAGGGACGAUGGACAUAAAGACUGUGACAGAGAACCUGAAACGUAAGCUGAAGAAAACUGUUCAUGUCGUGCCUGAGAAGAAGAAGAAGAAAGAUAAAGACAAUGCAGAGGGAAAUGGAAUCACCAAAGUCGGGUCCCCGGGUCAACCUGGUUAUGGUUGCACUUGCACUCAUGGGCUUGGGCCUUUCAUGUACUCGGGAGGCCCAAUGACUGGGUUUUUCAGCGAGGAAGAUGAGAGCUUUUGCAGCGUUAUGUGA
Capsella rubella is the source of this 744-nucleotide messenger RNA. Its product is annotated as heavy metal-associated isoprenylated plant protein 1. The transcript is spliced from 4 exons. The record is from RefSeq and is a predicted model, not a curated record. NCBI's taxonomy places the organism in Eukaryota, Viridiplantae, Streptophyta, Magnoliopsida, Brassicales, Brassicaceae. Bases 1 to 744 code for a protein of 247 amino acids. Gene Ontology annotation, molecular function: metal ion binding.